Messenger RNA from Capronia coronata CBS 617.96, 1770 nucleotides. RefSeq lists its product as uncharacterized. The transcript has a single exon. Gene Ontology annotation, cellular component: mannan polymerase complex. Bases 1 to 1770 code for a protein of 589 amino acids. The record is from RefSeq and is a predicted model, not a curated record. Lineage: Eukaryota; Fungi; Ascomycota; Eurotiomycetes; Chaetothyriales; Herpotrichiellaceae. Gene Ontology annotation, molecular function: alpha-1,6-mannosyltransferase activity. Gene Ontology annotation, biological process: protein N-linked glycosylation.
AUGACACUCCCGAGCGUGAACUCAGGUGUGUUGGGUCGCAUCAGGCGUCGGAUGUCGAAGCAGGCGCAUCGAGGGCUGUCAAUCUACAUUUUCUGCUGCGCGCUCGUUGUGCUUGGCCUGUCGCAACUCAGCUCUCAUGGAGCCCACAUCAAACCAGCCGACUUGAUGAGAAGAACGAUCUAUCCCUUCCAGGCGACGUUGGCGGCAGGGUCGUUUCCCCGGAAAAUCUGGCAGUCAUGGAAGGUUGACCCGUUGGAUUUCGAAGAAAGAGACCUGAUGUGCGCACGUUCGUGGGUCAGCAAGAACCCAGAUUACCGGUAUGAGGUCUUGACUGACAGUAACGACCUACAAUAUGUCGAAACCCAUUUCGGGCCCAAUGGCCUCAACCGGCCUGAUAUCGUCUACGUCUAUCAAUCACUCACGGCCAAAAUAAUCAAGGCCGAUUUGUUGCGCUACCUGGUCAUGUACAUAGAAGGAGGCCUUUAUGUCGACAUCGAUGUGGAAGCACUGAAGCCUAUUGACAGGUUCAUACCGGACACGAACCGAUUCAGGGAACAGAAUAUUGAUAUGAUAGUCGGUGUGGAGAUUGAUCAGCCACAAUUCGCCAACCACUCGAUCCUGGGUCCGAAGUCCAUGUCUUUCUGUCAGUGGACAUUCAUGUGUAAGCCUCGCCUGCCGGUCAUGCUCCAUCUGGUCGAGCACAUCAUCAACUGGCUCUACGACCUGGCGGAAGCGCAGAACGUGGCGAUCUCGGACAUCUCUUUCAACUUCGAUGACGUGAUUAGCGGCACUGGCCCUUCAGCCUUCACGCAAGCCAUACUGGCUGAGAUGUCAGAACGCGAGAAGAAAGAGGUCACCUGGGAGGAUUAUUUCCACGAGAUGGACGAAUCGCGGCUGGUGGGUGGUGUACUGGUUCUGACGGUCGAGGCAUUUGCCGCUGGCCAAGGACAUUCCGAUUCAGGCACCCACAACUCCCGCAAUGCAUUGGUUAAGCAUCAUUACCAUGCGUCAGGAUGGCCAACAUUACACCCUCGAUACAAGCACCCUGUUUAUGGCGAAGUGGAAGCCUGCAAUUGGGAUCCCGAGUGCGUGCGACUGUGGGACUACAGCAAAGCUGUCUUUGAGGCUCUCCCACCGGAGGAGCAAGCAAGACAAAUCGCAGAGAAAGAGGCUGCAGAGCAAGCCCUCAUGCUUAAUCAGCUUGGCGCGCCGAUGCCGAUCGACCUUCCGCAGCAGCCUGAUGUUCCCAUGCCGAUAGAGCUUCCACAGCAGCCUGAUGUGCCCAUGCCAGUCGAGCAUCCUGGCCCUCUCGACCUACUACUACCGAUCCCUGCUCCUCCGCCGCCUCAAGAGCAGGUAGUCCCUCCCGAGGUCAACCCUCUCCAAGAGGUCCCCAACCCAGGUCAGCUGCAGGCUAGAGGUCUACAACAGCCUGCUCUUCAGCCAUCAAUCAACACAGUCGCCAGCUUUACAGUCAAACCGACUGUAUCACAUCACGGCUGGUGGUGGAAGCCAAAUACAGUCGCCAGCUUUGCGUCGACUCCAACAGUUGCCCCACAUCAGUGGUGGAAGCCUAGCAACACUGUGGCGAGCGUUCCAGUCAGCGCGACAGUGUCACACCCUGCAUUCAAACCGGCGGUGACGGUUGGGUCGCACAUCUCAGCGCAUUUUACAGUGACUCCAUCUGUUGGGGCGUGGGGCAAUAACAAGUCGCUGCUCUCGGGCUUUGCUACAGUCUACUCUCAGCCAUCAGCUAUACCUAGCAAAUAG